This is a messenger RNA of Caenorhabditis elegans, 1020 nucleotides long. It is a transcript of the gene sra-24, whose product is annotated as Serpentine receptor class alpha-24. The record is from RefSeq and is marked reviewed. The coding region runs from base 1 to 1020 and encodes 339 amino acids. Lineage: Eukaryota; Metazoa; Nematoda; Chromadorea; Rhabditida; Rhabditidae. Gene Ontology annotation, molecular function: G protein-coupled receptor activity. Gene Ontology annotation, cellular component: membrane. The transcript is spliced from 5 exons. Gene Ontology annotation, biological process: sensory perception of chemical stimulus; G protein-coupled receptor signaling pathway.
AUGAACAAAACUGCUGAAGAGAUCGUCGAGAGCCGAAGAUGCGCUUCCGAAGGUCUCACCAAUGCAUUGACCUCGAUUACAGUGAAAAUGAGCUCUGUACUCGUUGUGACAGUAAUCCUCCUAAGCUACUAUUUUGCUCGGUUGGCAAUUCGAACUCUUUGGAAAAAUAAUAUAUUUUCAAAUUCAACAAGGCUUAUUCUGCUCGUUUGUUUAUUGAAUUCAAUAAUUCAUCAGACAACGAUGUUGGAAAUACGGAUCCGCCAGAUAUACCGAAGUAUAGUUUUUGCAUCCGAGCCUUGCCGCUUACCAUUCCACUUCACGGAAUGUGAAGUUGAACUAUUUGUAUACUACCUGACCACAUAUUUCUCGACCUACUCAGUAUUUUCAUUGGCUUUUGACAGACUGAUAUCUUGCUACACUCCAAAAUACUACCUAUCUCAUCAGUACUACGUCUCCAUUUUCCUGCUUUUCAUCCAACUCAUUUUCACACUCGGCACGUAUUAUGUUGGAUUAUAUGGAGUUCCACCACUUGGCUAUGAACCAUUUUGCAAUUAUGCCCCAAAACUCGCAACUAAUUUCGUGAAAAUCAAUGAUUUUCGCACUCUGAUCAUGGGUAUCUGCAUUAUAGUCACUGUAUUUGUCUACUACCUCAGCGUGAAGUCCGAGAAACAAAUCCAGCAGACUAGUUAUUCACCUGGAGAACGAUACAUAGCUUAUGAGAAUGUUGCGGCAUCUCAAUCAGUGUGUAUAUUGAUUGUUCUACAGUUCGCCUGCAUUCUGAUUUCUUCACUUGGCGUUAAUUAUUUGAGAAUAUUCAAAAGUACAUUGUCGGAUGAGGAGUACAAUAAACUUGCUCCAUUUUUCGUGGGAGUGACCUAUGCGAAUCUAUGCCUUCCACUUGUCAUUCACUGCAAAACAAAACUGACAAUUCGAAAUAGGAAACUUCGGAUUGGAGUGAUGACGUCAAUGUAUGGAGAUGUUGGAGAGCAUAUCAAUCGGCUUAAGAAGAGCUGGGAAUAA